AAUCCCGUGUAAAGAUUGUGAUGCAGUGUAUAUAGGCGAAACAAAAAGAAAGUUUAAGCAACGAGUACAAGAACAUAUGCGCGCAGUGAGAAACGGAGAUGUGAAGAAAAACGAAAUUGCGGACCACAGCUGGAGCAGAAGUCAUCAGUUUAAUUGGGAUGAGAAGAAAAUCAUUGACGGAGAAUCCAGAACAACGGCCAGGAAUAUUAAAGAAACCAUCAAUAGUGUAGAACGUAACAAACACAUAAACAGCAUCUCGUGUCAACUUCCUGAGAUUUGGUUACCAGCCCUACAGAAGAAGUAGUUACCUACAUCCAGGUCCGAAAAUGUUAAUUACCGUAAUUAACUGUAAUUAUCAGCUCGUUUCUGAUUGGUUAAUUUUUAUGAAUUUCGAUCCUUUGCAAUUAUAUAAAUACAUGCGCAACAUCAUUUUACUUUGCCCGAUGAUGGGAGAAGGAUCUCCCGAAACGUCGCCUACUAAACUAUCAUGUUCAAGAAAUGAUAAACUUUCCACAGUAAAAUAGAGGGAGAUUGUUAAUCUUCCAUUCUAGGCGAUUACUAAUAAGAAUCAAUUGGUGGUGGGGUUUACUUGUGUUGAACCAAUCUUGCUGGACGUCACUUGAGAGGACAGUACGAAUAACACUUUUUAAAAUGUACGCGAACAAAAGGCAUUUGAUGUAACUUGCAAGGAACUAUUGUCGAAAAGGUAGAAAAGCAGCUACCUUUUUUGAGAAUUUAAAGUGAAAUUGUCAAAAACGACUAAUCUUGUUAUAAAGAAUGUUAUAAAUUGUAUCGUCCGCAAAACAAAUUUAAACAGAAAUGAAUACUUAUUGUUCUUUUGAUUGGGGCUAUAAUUUAACUUAUAAAUUGUGGGGUUAAAUAUUAAUAAAAGGAAAUAAAUUGAGAUUUAAAGAAAAAUUUGUAAUUUGAUUAUCAAAAUGUUCAACAAAAAAUGUAAAAAACAACAAUUUGAGUGUGGAGUGAAAUAAAAUUAGCAAUGAAGAUUUUUACCAGUUUAUAUAUAAUCGUAUCGUUUAUAAUACUAACAAACAAAAACGUCGUCUUCUCAAUGUUUAAUGUUGAAAAAUCUGUUGAAACACUCAGUAAUAAAUUAAGAGAUUUUGUAAGAGAAUCGACGUCCUACGAAAAGUUUCAGGAAAAAGUAACAACUUUACACAACGAUGGUAUCUUACAAGUUAAAACUUUAAAUGUUGCGGAAGUGAACCGAGAGUUUAAUAAUAACUUACGAAACUUGUUAGUAUCUCGUAUCAACUCAGUUAAAGCUAUCAAGAAGAAAGCGGAAUCACUUUAUAAUAACUACACAUACAACGAAAACAUUCAACCAUUUGAUUAUCGAAAUGAUAAGAAACUUCCAAAUACUUCUGUCAGAGAUGAACCGACGUACUCAAUUAUUAGAAAAGUGAAUUUGAACCAGAGUCAUGUCCAGUUUCCUACUAAUAUUUACGAAUAUGACAAAAAAAUAUUGAAUGAUGCAAAGUGGAGCGAAGGUUUAGAUAGCGUUUUUUUAAAAAACUUCAAACGAGAACCGUCAUUGUUGUGGCAAUAUGUUGGCACGAAUAAUGGAAUUUUUCGUUUAUUUCCUGGUACUAGACAAGAGGAUGUCGUUUUGGAUAAAUACGAUUGCAGACGGCGACUAUGGUACAGCCAAGCAAUAAAUUCUCCAAAGGAUGUUUUGAUUGCGCUUGAUCAAAGUGGUUCCAUGACUGGAAGUAAUUUUAACAUUGGAAAACUAACGGUAAAAUCUCUAAUAGACACUUUACAGCAAGAAGAUUUCUUCAAUGUAAUUACAUUUGGAGAUGAAACCAACUUUAUUAUUCCCUGCCUAACAACUUUAAGACAAGCCACAACAAGAAAAAAAGAUGCAAUAAAAACUGCAGUAGAUAAUUUGCCGUCACCAAAAGGAAUAUCGAACGUAAAGAUAAUGUUACAACGUGCGUUGAACAUUCUUCAACAAGAUAAAAGUAACUACCAAACAUCAUCAGGAUGCACGCGGGUGUUGUUGUUGGUUUCUGAUGGAAUUGAAGGGGAAAGCGAAGUUCAUAAGCUGUUAGACGCGCUCAACCAGCAAGCCGAAAUAGCAGUGUUUUCGUUCCAAAUUGGAAAAAAUCAACCAACCAAUCAAAUGAGAGAAAUGGCGUGCGAUCAUGGCGGAGAAUAUUAUGAAUUUCCAACUAUAGGCAAUGUGUGGAAUCGAGUUUUGAAAUAUCAAAAUGUCUUGAGUUAUCCUGUGGCUAAAUCCAAACAGGAAAUUGUUGUGUUUACUCCCUUGUAUUUGGAUGGUUCUGGCCUUGGUAUGAUGACAACAAUUGCUGUUGGCGCAUUCAGCGACAAAGGAAACACAUCAGAUAAUUCUUUAAUAGGCGUGGCUGGAAUAGACAUUACAACGACUAUUUUGCAGCAACAGGCUCCUGCUUACAAAUUGGGAAUAUUUGGUCACGCUUUUGCAAUUAACAACAAUGGUUUAUUUUUGAUACAUCCAAGGUUUCGUGAUCAAACAGGUCACCUUGCAGAUCCAGCGACUGUUUACUUGAAUGAGAUUGAACAUACAACAGAUCCAUCAAAAAGCAUGAAAAUUAUGAAAGAAAUGAUAGAUGAUAAAACAGGAUGUAUGGAUGCUGAACUUAAUUGGCUGUAUAUGAAUGAUAUCAAACGCAGUGUUAGACUGAACGCUACCUACUGCUAUCGUCCUGCAAAUGGCACGCCUUUUAGUACAGGAGUCAGCAUCCCUUUACAUAAUCAGAAGUAUUUAGAACCUUUAAUGAGCAAUAAGGAAGCGUAUCUUCAAAAUAGGUAUUUAAUUAACGGAACAAAACCCGGUGAAUCGCUUGAAAUAGCUAACUGGUUAUUUUGCAAUAUUCCAGCAAAUGCCCAGAAAUUCAAUCCUGCAUCUGUGAAACAGUACCCUACUGCAGAAGAACUAAGAUAUUUUCUGACAAACUCGCCAUCCAAAAUCUCAGAAAAAUGCGUCUCUGAUUUAGUAUGGAAUCUUAUUUUUACAAUGAAAAUGAUGACAGAUCUAACAAGCGCAUAUUGGACACCAGAUACGUUGGAGGACGAUAGAAUAGUUGCAUUAUAUAUCGUUACUGUUUCGGGACUUUUGAUGACUUACUCAAACGAGAGAAAUAUUUUAAUAUCACAGCUAAGUCGCACAAUACUUGAUGAUCUAACAUUUGCACAUCCGGGAUCAUUUUACAUGCGCGGUUUAGAUGACGUCAUCGUGUUUACCGUGCCUAUUAAAACUGGCGGACUUCCAAGGAAAACAAAUAAAAAGGUAGAACAUACGAAUACGGAAAUUUCUGUUGGAGUACCAAUAACAGUGUCUUCUGAUCGUGUGCUUGUUGGAAUUAUCGGAAUGGUUUUACCAUCACAGUACUUACAAAAUCUAUUGCUGAAUGUUUCCAAAGAGUUUACUUGCGAUUAUCCAUCUUGUGUAGCUUAUUCCUGUAAUGAUUUGGAUAAUUUAGAAUGUUAUUUACUUGACGAGCAUGGCUAUGUGGUAGCUAGUAAUAAAGGAGAAAUAGAGGUUGGAUAUUUUUUUGGAUAUGUGAAUGGAGCGUUAAUGAGAGCGUUUGAAGAAUUGUCAAUCUAUGAACGAAAAGAGUUCGCUGAUAAACAAGCUCAAUGCAAACAAGAAAUUAAGGAAGACUCCUCAACUUCCGAAGGAGCAAAACUAUCUUUGAUUUUUGAUAACAUUCUGACCAUACUUAAAUUUAUUGCUGCUUACUUGUCGUCUGUCUGCACAAUAUUUCUAACGUCACAGAUUGAUUUGUCGGUAGAACAGACGACAACAAUCGACACCAACGUUAGUUGCACCAAAAACUUAUCAAUUCAUACGAUUUCGAGCCACUACAUUAAUUAUGCAGGGAACUUUAGCUGCACUAAACAUUGCCAAGAGGAUUUUGUUAUUAAAGCUAUUCCAAAAACAAAUUUGGUCCUCGUUAUUUCACGCAAUAAAUGUAAUGGAGCCUGUUCAAAGUUUGUUCAUAGUAACGAACCUUAUAAAAUCGAAGAUCUUGGGAUAUGCGACGAAUCUCUCCCUUACAGAAAGGCGUUACCAACAUGUUACCAGCUCAAUAUUGGUAGCUAUAAAUGCAAAUCUGAUGGAAGGAUGCUCUUUACUGGAAUAAGUGUAUAUAUGGUAGCUGUCUUUGGUGGAUUUAUUCUAGCUUCCACUUAAAGUAGCAGAUGUUAAAAACAUUUCUCCUGCAAAGAAAGAUAAAAGUUAUUUUAAUUUUAUAGAAAAAAUCGAACAAAGAAAAAUAAAGAAAAAUAGAUACAAGCUCUAUGCAAAAUCAAGGACAGACAUUUUUAAAUUCUUUUUUAUCGGGCGGUUUUGAUAAUACUUUCAACAAAGGAAACCUUUCCAUAGAAGCUGUCAAUUCAAAACUGAAGUCAAGUAAUUAUUACUAAUAUCAUUACGGUCGUUUUUGCUACUAUAAAUUAUUACUGUCGUUUGCUGACACGGUUCAAUUUCGCUGUCACAUAGUAUAAGGAUAUCCGUUAAAAAAAAUUGGGAUCAGUAAAAUCAAUGCCCACAGGGUAUACUAUAUGAAACGCAUGUAUGCUGGCAUUGAAUUAAAAGUGACAUCAAAACAGCCCUAAUAUAAUGAUUGAAUUGUAAUUUUAGUUCAAUUAGUUAAGUAGUUAAGCUGAUUUUUCUACAUCACACUCACCCACCACAUCCACUGCACCCACCACAUCCACGACACCCACCACAUCCACCAAUGCCCCCAACCAUCCCCAUUCCCAUUCACUAUUAUAUUAUAUCAAAACUAAUUGCCUAAAAAUGUAUAUAUACUUUUUGAGAAAAGAUUGAUAGCACGUGUGAACUUGUGUGCUUUCUCGACUAGCUAUUUUAAACAUCAUUGGAUGAUUGGGAGUGCUUGCUACUACGACACAAAAGGUUAAACUUCGUAUUAUACUGCACAGCUAAAUAAAUUCUAGCUAGCUAAAGAAAAGGGAAAGAAAUCACAAUGCAUUUUUGUAGUGGCCGCUGUUAACCUAAAACUUACAACACUGUGUAUUAAUACUAAGUCACGUCACCAGCGAGUUUCCCAUAGCUUCAGCAGCAGGUCCAACCUCAUAUACUUGUCUUCAUUGGUUAUCAUCACACCUAUUCUGUUUUACUAAAAUAAUUUUUCAUUGGAACUCUUUUAAUAUGCGCUCACUAACCGAUCAUAAGACACGUAAAUUUCCACAUAAUUAUACUUAACAGUGGAAUUACUUAUACCAACACACUGGGGUAUUUUUCUGCCGUAUUUAAAGAUUUCACUUGCUAGCCCAAGGAAUAAUCCACGGGAAGUAGCCUGUUUAAAAAAUUUAGAGGAAUUUACUUGUUGCUACUCAAUAUACUUUAGAGAAUGAACAAGUGUUCAUUUAAGAUUGAGAGAUUUUCUAUCAGAUCUGCUGAUAGAAAGUCAAUGGGC
Hydractinia symbiolongicarpus is the source of this 5447-nucleotide messenger RNA. RefSeq names its product voltage-dependent calcium channel subunit alpha-2/delta-3-like. Bases 998 to 4198 code for a protein of 1066 amino acids. Lineage: Eukaryota; Metazoa; Cnidaria; Hydrozoa; Anthoathecata; Hydractiniidae. The transcript has 3 exons. Gene Ontology annotation, cellular component: voltage-gated calcium channel complex. Gene Ontology annotation, molecular function: voltage-gated calcium channel activity. The record is from RefSeq and is a predicted model, not a curated record.